Messenger RNA from Kockovaella imperatae, 1461 nucleotides. Its product is annotated as etoposide-induced protein 2.4-domain-containing protein. The record is from RefSeq and is a predicted model, not a curated record. Gene Ontology annotation, biological process: macroautophagy. Bases 1 to 1461 code for a protein of 486 amino acids. Gene Ontology annotation, cellular component: endoplasmic reticulum. Lineage: Eukaryota; Fungi; Basidiomycota; Tremellomycetes; Tremellales; Cuniculitremaceae. The transcript has 8 exons.
AUGCUCUAUCGUCGUCAGGCUGGAUCCUCCGGAACCAACCAUAUUCUCCAUUCUCCUGUGGUGGACUCUCCCUCACCUCCACCGCGUAAUGUGAAUCAAGCAUUCAAACCAUUACGUAGGGAAUCUGGGACGUUGUAUUCUACUCCUUCUGGUCAAACUGGACCAUCUGAUCCAUCUCGAGCGCGGUAUCCCAUCCCGUCCAGUAGUCCAGCGAUCAAUGGGGAUGGAAAUGGGUUCGGAAACGGUUAUGGACACGGUUACGGUGAAUCUGAGCCGAGCUAUUUUCAACCUUCGUAUGGGAUGACAUCUGGUAAUAUUGGACUUGGAUAUGGAUCCAGCGCAAAUACCGGGUCCUCCUCUCAAUACGGAUAUGGUGGAAACAUGGGUAGUAGUGCAUUUGCCCCCGGAGACGAUGCCAAACCGUUGUCCAUGAGGAGCAAAGAAGAAUGGAUAGCUAUGGUUCGUCAUGGGCUGGACAACGUCGCCAGAGGGUUUGGCGAUUCAUCAAGGCUUGACAAAAGCUGGUCUAUGGCUUGGGGAGAUGUUGAGCUCAGAAGCUUGAUUCUACGAUCCACGCUCAUCAACCUUGUCUCUCUCCUUCUGCUCUCCUUCUCACCCAUAGUCUUGUCUCCAGCUCUCUCCUUGUCACCCGACGCGCAGGACAAGGCACGAUCCGUCGGAUUGUGGUACAACGUCCUUCUAUCCUGGCCCGUGUUCGUCCUCUGCUUCUGGAUCAAUGCAUAUUGGGGUCCCGCGAUAUCGAAACGAGCUCAGAUACUCUUACAUCCUGCGUACCGACAUCAACCUUCCUCGCCUAUCCCCUCAAACAGAUCCUCGUCAUCUGCUCCGUCUGAUCCUCUCGUAUGGGUCUUUUCGACCCUUCAGCGCCUCUUGAUGAUCUCUGAUUUCACAUUGAUGUCAAGGACCAUCUUGCUGGUACCGGUGUUGGGGAGACCGACGGCUUUCGCCUACAUGUGUAUCAUCAAUGCUUACUAUUGUUUCGACUAUACGUUCACCUCCCGUGGAUGGUCUUUGACCCACCGAGUCAUUUUCAUGCAAGAGCGGACCUUGUACAUGGUUGGGUUUGGCUUCCCAGCAACAUUCCUGUCAUCCUUUUUCACACCACUGGUCAAUAUGGCCAUUUUCGCGCUCAUCUAUCCAUUCUUUGUUCUUCAGGCUCUGCUUGCCAGACCACCCGUCCCUCGAUCCAGUCUCCUCCCAACUACACCCUCGCCGCAUUCUUCCCUCCCAGCAUCACCAUCUGAGCAGCAUCCGUCCAUGACACCUAACGCUUCGUCCCUGUCAGCGUCUCGCCCGACUUUCGGUGUCCCAAUCUUUUUCUUUGCCAAAUUCGCCCUCGCUGCGCUUAGCUAUGUCGAAGCUGCGAUUGGCCGGCAUAGAACCGGAUUUUCUGGGGCCGGAUCUUCAUUGAGAGAGAGAUCUGGUAAGAGGGUGAUGUAA